Messenger RNA from Daphnia carinata, 2535 nucleotides. RefSeq names its product transcription factor TFIIIB component B'' homolog (gene Bdp1). Gene Ontology annotation, molecular function: TFIIIC-class transcription factor complex binding. Gene Ontology annotation, cellular component: transcription factor TFIIIB complex. The transcript has 6 exons. The record is from RefSeq and is a predicted model, not a curated record. Lineage: Eukaryota; Metazoa; Arthropoda; Branchiopoda; Diplostraca; Daphniidae. Gene Ontology annotation, biological process: RNA polymerase III preinitiation complex assembly.
GGUUAUCGUAAAACUUGCAAGUCUAAAAUUCUCUGCUUUUGCCUUCAAAGACCUUGGAUUAAUAUUAUAAUAGUAACAUAUUGGUUUUAUUGUCACUAAUUCCCUUCAUUUGCUGAGAUUCCAAUUUGCGGCUGCUAUUACCAUGCGACGAGUCAGACUAAAAGUAGCACCUAAUUUGGUGUCGGGUCCCCGGUCGUCUAAAGUUGCAAUUACAAACGUUGGUGAUGGCCCAAAUGAUAAAGAACCAACACCCAGCGUUGAUGACCCAGUUGCUGACCAAGAUUUACCAACACUGCCAAAUUCUUUAACUGUAGAAGUUAAAAAUGUAGAUAGCUCAACAUCUCAUGUUGCAGUCGUACCUCCUCCUACCAAAUCUGAAAUGGCCACAGAACCAUCAGCUCAAGAAGUCACAGCUCACUGUGUAGAUAAAGAGAAUGUUAUUACAGGAGUAUCUGAUGAAGUGUCAAGUGAAAAUCUAGUCAACGCUGCAGCCAAUGAGCAAAACACCAGUGCGUCUUCUUUUUCCCGUUAUAAGGCUAGAAACAAAGUUCGUCCAGUCAUUAGAGAUGCCCCUCACCGCAUCAGAACCUUCUCUAGUGCUAGUGAGUCUGAAGAUGAUGCAGCAAAGAGGCAAUCUAGAACACCACUUUCCCCUGUAAAGAAAUCACCUAGCAAAAUGGAUAAUGUUGAAGCAGCACCCUUACCAACAACAAAAACUGUGACAGAGAAGGGAAAAAAAGGAAAGCGGAAACGUAAUGAGAAGACUCCUCUUGAGAUGAAAAAAGCAAUUAUGAGGCAGAAGCUCUUUUGAACUUAAUUUGCAAAUGGUCAAGUGGACAGAAAGCAGCUGACCAUGUUUGAUUUAAUUUACUACAAUCCAGCAGAUGGAGAUAGACCACCGAACGCGACAGAAAAAUUGCAAAUGCGACUCAAGCCGUACGAGAUUGAAGCACUUUCACAAGAAAACCAAGCUGAGAGAGAUGAAAGCACUGGUAACGCUAUUUUGGAUGAGAGGUUAGCUGAAGAAGAAGAAAUGCGUCAGAUGGAAGGAAAUCCACAGACCGAGAUAGACGAAGAAGACAAACAACCAGAAGAGACAGAGGAGGAUAAACAGAUAGCGGAAGUGGAGGAGGUGGAAGAAGAAGAAGAAGAGGAAGAUGCCAUGCCCGUUCCACAAGUUCGUUUAGGACCGGAUGGUGAAAUCAUAUUGGAUGAACGAAGCUUGGUAAUUGACACCAGCGAAACGAAAAGAAACAAGAGCCAGUUGGCGAAUGCCCCCAUCAUAAUUGAAAAUUCUUCUACAACUGUAAAUUACGGUUCGUGGCGCAAGAGACCCCGUGCUGGUCGUUGGAGUGUGAAAGAAACGGCUCGCUUCUAUCGAGCGUUAAAUAUGUUGGGUACAAAUUUUUCGUUGAUGGUGAAGCUCUUUCCUGGCCGUGAUCGCAUUGAUCUGAAGAGGAAGUUUAAAUCUGAAGAGAAAACGAACCCUACUUUAGUCGAUAAAAUAAUAGCCACCCAGAUACCGUUUGAUAUUUCCCAGUUUAUGGAUGUAGAAGUAGAUGAAGAUUCAAGUGGCAAUGAAAGUACAAGCAAAGAAUCAUCAAAGAAAAAAACUGCCGGUAAAGCUGCUAAAACGCGCCAAUCAUCUAAGACGACAAGCAAAGAACCUAAAAUGAAGAGGAAAGAGAAAACUGUGAAAAAUUCGCAUAUCCAAGAAACAGUAAAUGACGAUGAGGGUGAUCCAGAGGAAGCGUUAGGUGAACGUCUAGAAUCUCCUGCUGAAACAAUACCAAGCGAAAAUUCAGAAGAAGAAGUAGAACCCCCUCGAAAAGAACGAAAGAAAUUGCGAGUAACCGAAUCUGAUGAAUCACCGGUUGGAAGUAGAAAACCUGCAGGGUCUCGAAUCCGCAAAAUAAAAGGAAAGAAAAUUGUCUCGCAAUGUGAUUCCGAUGGAGAUUAUCCAACAAGUGAAAAUGCGGUCGCCAAACAGCCAGCUGGCCUAAAGAAGAAUGCUCAUCCAACUUCUCCCAAUAACCCGCUUGACAACUUACUGAAUUCGCCCCUAGGACAAAUCGGUUUAGAGCAAGGUGGGUUAACUGUCGUUGAAAAUCCUACAGCAUCCAAGCAGGCGCCUUCUUUUCUAGUCCCACCGGCUUUGGCCGAAGCCAAUCCCGCUUUUGCUCAAGCCGAACCCGGAAGUUUAGUUUUAGUGUCCGAGCCUAACCCCGGGGAUCCAAACAAUCAAUUAGUUCAUGUCUACCGUAUUUCGGAACCCGUAAAGCCAGUACCAUUGUAAGUAUUCCUGUACUACUUAACCGGUUAGCUUCGCUUUUUUGUAUUUAUGUAUGUUUGUUGCCAUCUGAAGUUUAUUUUCUUCCUACUAUGAAUUAUUAGGUCAUAAUGUAAGGUAACAGCGUAUAUUUAUACAUGGUUGUUAAUUUAAAAUGUCCAGUAGGUACAUUCCACGGAGAAGUAAGAAAGAAGUGCUUAAAUCAGUUGUAAUGAAACGUAAUAUUACAAGAAACUCAGAAUGCU